This is a messenger RNA of Ananas comosus (pineapple), 785 nucleotides long. Its product is annotated as 50S ribosomal protein L18. The record is from RefSeq and is a predicted model, not a curated record. Gene Ontology annotation, biological process: translation. Lineage: Eukaryota; Viridiplantae; Streptophyta; Magnoliopsida; Poales; Bromeliaceae. Gene Ontology annotation, cellular component: ribosome. Gene Ontology annotation, molecular function: 5S rRNA binding; structural constituent of ribosome. Bases 207 to 551 code for a protein of 114 amino acids. The transcript has 2 exons.
UAUUACCUCGCUAGGGUUCUUCGUCCCCCAUAUCCCGACUCCCUAGACUAGGCGAUCUCUCGCAAAACCCUAAUCCUCUCUCUCACUGUCUCUCUCUCACCAAUCCUCGUGGCGGAUCCCAAUCCAUUUGGUAACAAGGUUCUUCUUUGUUUGACACUGCUUCUCCGACCGCGACUUUGCAGAGCUUACAGGAAACUUCACCUGCAAUGGUGAUCCCUCCCCCAGUACGACCGGCCAGAAUCACCAAGUACCUCAAGCCCUACCUUCUCAGGAUGCACUUCUCGAACAAGUUUGUGAGCGCCCAGGUCGUCCACACCCCGACAGCCACGGUCGCCUGCUCUGCCAGCUCGCAGGAGAAAAUUCUAAGGCCGAGCAUGGAGUCCACGCGGGACGUCGCUGCGGCCGCCAAGAUCGGGAAGCUAUUGGGGGAGCGGUUGCUGCUCAAUGGCAUCCCCGCGGUCUCCGUCUUCCUCAAGAGGGAGCAGAAGUACCACGGAAAGGUCAAGGCUGUUAUUGAUUCUUUGAGAGAUGCUGGGGUGAAACUACUUUGAUGUGCUAUGUAUUGUUUUUGAAUUUUAUGAUUUUCGUCAAAUCUUCGAGAACUCGCACAAUGUUCGGAUUGAGAGAUAGUGUAAGUUCAACCACAUUUACCCUGUAGUAUCGAAUGUGAUUUGAAUUGAGUGUCUUCUAUUUUUGUGGAUCUUGUUCGUUAAAACUUAUUCGGGGUUUAAUUUGUAUAUUUGAAUUACUGCGUGGAUCUAUUAUUCCUGUUUGGGCUUCCUUUC